This is a messenger RNA of Racocetra persica, 1269 nucleotides long. Lineage: Eukaryota; Fungi; Glomeromycota; Glomeromycetes; Diversisporales; Gigasporaceae. The record is from the annotation of a GenBank genome assembly.
AUGGAAGCUGAUAGCGACGACGAAAUAGACUCUAGAGAUUCUCAACAAAGUUCAGAUGCUGAAGCGGGCGAUCAUAGUCCCUUUUCAGAAGAGGAAUAUGGCCUCGACGAGACUUUACAACCAUUUAAUAGUACUGCUUCGUCAAUUUUGCCACCGAAUCGAAAACCGUUUGCGGAAGAUUGUAAAACCUACGACAUAGUUCCAUUAGUCGCAGCCAUUCAUGCCUGCCACAUACAUUCACUUGAUGCAACAAAAAACAUGCGAUGGGUUUUUACGGGUGGAGAGGAUGGAUUUAUAAGAAAAUACGAUUUUUUUUCUUCAAUGGGUGGUAAAACAUUGCUAACACAAAAUCAAAAACAUACACAAGUUGAAUCUGUUCAAAAGGCAGGUGUAAUAUUAUCAUAUUGGGAAAAUGAGGAAAUACCGGAAACUUUACCAGUCACAGUCAAACCUGAAAAACCUGACGGGAUAGCAGAAGAUGAUGUCACGCAAAAUGUACAGGAACCACCAUUGCCGGAGUUAAAAAUGUCACCCGUUUAUAGUUUAGCAGUACAAUCUGAAGCCGUUUGGUUAUUAAGUGGUUUAGAGAGCGGCGCUAUCAAUUUAUUUACCGUUAGACACGAAGAAGGAAGGUGUCACCAUGUCAUGCGAAAACAUAAAUCGCCCGUAUCCGUUUUGAAGAUAACUAAUGAUGAGACGGGUUUUGUGAGCGGUUCAUGGGACAAAACCAUAAUGCAUUGGGAUCUUAACACUGGGCAAAUUGCGCGAGAGUAUCCUGGUCAUAGUUCCCAAAUUAUGUACGAAGAAUCGGAUAAUACGAUAACACAUUCUGGUGAUAUACUACUUACCACGAGCAUCGACGGCAAUUGCCUUGUAUGGGAUAAAAGGUCAGGAAAUUUGAUACCGCCGAGAAAGCUGCCGCUUCCCGAAAAAACGCCACCAUGGUGUUUAUCGGCUUGUUGGAGUGCCGAUGGUAAUAAAGUUUACUGUGGGCGACGUAACGGAACCGUGGAUGAAUGGGAUUUUGCUUCAGGCAAACAUACUCGCUCAUUUAAAAUGCCAAGUAAUUCAGGUCCAGUGUCUUGUGUGGCUAGCAUGCCCAACGGUAGACAUAUCGUAUGUGCAUCAACAGAUAACAUAAGAUUAUGGAAUGUUGGCAACGAUGAAUCCGAGGCUAUAAAGUCGAUUGUUCCAUUCCUUAUCGUUCCAGGGCAUCACGGCGGAUCCAUAUCACAAAUCUGUAUCCUUUUAUAUAUAAUAUAUAUGUGC